AUGGUGAUACCCCCAAUCUUCUUCUCUGGCAUCCCUAAUAACCACCAGUUUCCCUUCAAACACCCACGAUCCCAAAAAUACUCCCUUCUAGCACCCCCACCAGACUCACCAGAACCCCUCUCCGACCCAGAAAACUCCAAGAUCAGCCUCACAGCCCCAGACCAUCAAUUUACCCCCCAAAGAUCCCCCAAACACCGCCUCAUCGAAAUAAGCACCGCAAUCCUCCUCACCUCCCAAACACUCUACAAACACCUCACCCAAGUCCCCCACGAGCUCGCCGCCCAACAAGCAAUAACAUCCAUCUACGGCCUGGAUCUCUCGCCGGUGUAUUCAUACGGCAAAAACAGCACCGAAGCCAUAACCAUGGGUUGUAUCUUCGAUAUGUCAGCAUCCGGCUGGACACCACCGCAAUGCACGGAUGCGGAGCUGAUGGCGCAGUUUAAGGCGAGCGGAUGGAGGUUCUGGGAGGAUAGGGAACGCACGGUUGAGGUUGGUCUUGAUCGUAUUGCGGCGAGUGCUAGUGAGGAGGAACCCAGGGAGGUGUUUUGGAGUGAGCCUGGGUUUCAUGAGAAUCACUGUGCUUUGAGUAUGUGUUUUUUCUUUUUUGUCGUCGUCUUUUGCUUCGUGAUUCUUGGGAGUUGGAAGGGUGUGGAUGCCAGGUGUAUAGUGCUGAUUUGGAGUAGUGUGGGGAGGUGAUACAGAAGGUUCGUGAGUUUACUACUGUUGGGACCUAGAGAAAGAAGGAAGUAGUAAUAACCCUAUAUUCUAU
Molecule: messenger RNA, 769 nt
Organism: Hymenoscyphus albidus
Lineage: Eukaryota; Fungi; Ascomycota; Leotiomycetes; Helotiales; Helotiaceae
Source: the annotation of a GenBank genome assembly